AUGUCCGGUAAAAGGAAGGUAUUAGUUGCAGUGGAUGGCAGCAAGAACUCUGAGUAUGCUUUAAAGUGUAAGUGUGUUGAUUUUUGACUCGCUAGUUUGCGUGCGCUCUGAAGGGAAUGGGGGCGUGAAUCCGCGAAAGGUACGUUCGAUGCACUGGACAGUCGCUAAGUGAAUUCAGCAAAUCAAAUGACUUAAAUCUUAAAGUUUGCAGAUCACAACCUAUUCUGUCAGUGGGAUUUAUUAAUAUUCUUGAGAUAACUGCUCGCUGUAUUGCAAUUUUAACAAAGUCUUGCGCUUGUUAAGCGAAGGACUUUGCAAAGGAGUGGGUAAAUGUUCCCAGUAACAAAUGUUGAUUGCAAUAUUCGGAAAAUCGACUGUUACGAAUUUGUUUGCGUGAUACAUACACAAGAAAAUGACAAAAAUGUAACGUAUUGUCAGGUAAAUAUAAAAAAUGUUGUCGUAAAUCAAAUCUUUAGCAAUACCACACAGAUGCACUUUGUUCGCAAGGAAAGUUCCUAAAUUAUUGAAAAGAUUCAAGUGUGUAUAUUGAUGUUGGAAUAUUAAUGAUGCUUGGUUACUGUGAUAAUUUGGUAGUUUACAUUUAAUGACUUUAAUCAGUACACAAGUACAGUAGCAGUGCAGGCUUGAUGAAUUAAUCGUCAAGGCUGUAAGGGGAAAUUAUUCAAUUUUCUCAAUCAGUUUAUCAUACAUCCCUCCCAAAGUAGAAAGGCAUGAUCACCCUGUGACUGACAAGGUGAUCUAAAGUUAAUAAUUGUCAAAAAUUUAUGGGAAUGAUCGCUCCUUCCAUUACAAGAUGCAGGCAGACUUCUCUACCCAUAUGCACAAAUUUAUUAAAUUUAUUUCAGUCCGUUUAAAACACUACAUUUUUUGAAAAAUAUGAUUUCUGUCUCCUGCAAGUCCAUGUGCAUUUGGGCUAAUAUGACUGUAACUAUAGAAUAGGCUUUUUAAUUGCAUUUUUUGGGACAUUUUCAUGACUGUUUGGCAUGCGACCAUUAUAGGUGCAAAGGUAAUAGCAAAAAAAUGUAAUUUCAGUCAAAAUAUUCAUUGAAUUAAGUGAGUUUCAGGAUAUAAGUUGGUUAUGUAUUUGUAGUUAAACCACUUAUUUAUCACACCAUCUCUUUGGGUGCUAGAUGCACUGGCGUUCUACAGCCUCCAGCACACUCAUAUUUGAAUGUAAUCCUCUAAGUUUUCAAAGAUCAGGAAUCAGGGAUCAAGGGUUAAGGGUCAAGUUUCAAGGGACUGAUAACUCACAUUUGAGCAGUGCUGUUUGUCUCAUAUAACUCUUGUUUGCCUGAUUCAAGAAGACCAGAAUACUCUGUGUCAGGAAAAUCAAUGCUAAUUUGCUGUGACCAUUAUAGGGUGUAUGCACCAUAAACUUUUCAUGCAGGCUUAAAAUGUGCAAACUAAAAAGAAAAAUUAAAACUGCUUGCAUUUUGAUUAGUCGGUAUAUCUUACAGGGUACUUGGAAAAAGCCUCCCAGCCUGAGGAUGAGUUGAUUGGUUAUCAUGUUUGGCAGCAGAAACAUCUUCCCACCUUUAGCUUAAAAGGUAAGUAAAGUUGGAGAAUAAAUGUUAUUAAUUGAAUGAAGCAACCCAUUUUUUUUUUUAUUUUGUACAUUAUGCAGACAAACAUGAUGAAAUUAUAUACAGCACGUACAUACAUGAUAAAUCCUGCAAGUUACUAGCUAACUUCUUGCAGUAUUACUGCAGAGUCAUUCAUGGAGAUCAUGAGAAUAAAGAAACAAUUACUUAAUCUUAAAGAGGCUUUGAUUACCAAAUGAUCUCUCCUUGUUACUACAAGAUGAUACUCUAAGAGACAUUAGCCAAACUCCAGGCUUAUUAAAAACAACUUUAAUUUCUUUAAUCUACAUCACUUUUACAGCACCUUUUCAGCUUCCUGCUGAGGAGUGGAAAAAAAUCAUGGAGGAAACAAUGAAGGAAGUGGAAAAAGUUGAGAAUGACUUCACAACAAAAUGUGGUUCAGUAAAGGUCUGUCUUUAUUUUCAAACUAAAUGUCUUCCAGAUGAUCAACUGUAAUUAUUUCUUACCUCUUAAGUUUCAGUUAACUUCUCAGACAAAUCAUCUAGAGAACUUGAUGUUAAUAUGACAUUAUUUAAAUAUCAUGAAUUAGUUAAAAUUUAUUAGAAGAUUUGAAAUCUGAACUUUCUUUAUAUCGGAGGGAAACAAAGUGUUUUCCAUUUGUAUCAAAAUUACUGUGAAAUAUAGAAAUAAAUGUAUAUCUGCUUGGAUUUGCAAACACAUGCCUGACAUGUUGCAAGAUUGACAAUCACUGGGUUAUUCCCUGCUACAGCUCAGGUAGUGGGUGAACGCUGUGUGGUUGGAGGGUGGUAGAGAGUCCAAAUAGCUGGCUUAGGAGGGGUUGCAAACACCCAUUGGCUAGGUUUUUAGUUGGAAAAGAUUAAUGUUAAGGCCAGCACUGGAUGUAGCCUUGAACCAGUUUAUUAGAAGGUGGGUCACUGGCAGCUCUGUGCCCAAAGCUCAGGGGAGGAGAGGGUAGGUUUUGGACUUCUCAACCUAUUGUAGUUUGCCCAUUGGUUGGAAGAGUUUUGUUAAGUUAUUUUGACAAUGCACUGUUUUGCCUGUCUGGCCAUAAGGCUUGUGCCCUGCCACACUGCCCAAUCAAUGGGCUAAGACUCAAUAACUGGGGGUUGGUUGAGAGUCAAAAAUGUCAUAUUUGGACCUAACUAAAUUGAUAUUGCAAAGGCCUACCAACUAGGUUUUACCUGCCCACCUAUAAGCUAGCAUGGCCAGCAAAAAUGUGGGGGCUCAAGAUCAAGGAUAGCACCUGCAAGUAGCCUGCAAACUGGCCUAUUGGAGGGUGGGUGGCUAACAAUUAGGUAAAGAAUUUUCAGUUUCCAAAGGAGGGAGCUUGGGAAGGGACUUUGAGCUUGCUGUGCUCUUGGUUAUGUUUUGGUGAAUCUGCUCAGAUAUAUAUCUAUACAUAUGCCAAUAAGUUUAAUCAGUAUGACACUGAUGUUUUUACCUGUUUUCAAACUAAUUCAGACCCUUGACUCAGAAAAUUAAAGAAAAAAUGCUCAGGGUGCUAAAUCAGUAUAUAUUUAUGUAGUGACAACUAUAUCUAAUCAUAAUGUACUGCAUUCUUUUGACAUUUCCAGCAUCGCAAGUUUGAGAGUGAGAGCAGUAACAAUCCCGGACAAGCAAUUGUUGAUUAUGCAGCAUCUAAAAAUGUGGAUUUCAUCAUUAUGGGCACCAGGGGUCUCAGUCCCCUGCGUCGCACUGUCUUGGGUAGUGUUAGUGACUAUGUUCUGCAUCAUACCCAUAUCCCUGUUGCUGUGGUGCCAGUUAAAGAAGAAUCAACUUAG
Molecule: messenger RNA, 3364 nt
Organism: Pocillopora meandrina
Lineage: Eukaryota; Metazoa; Cnidaria; Anthozoa; Scleractinia; Pocilloporidae
Source: the annotation of a GenBank genome assembly